GAAAGUCUCUACACAAUUCCAUGCCGCUGUGGAACGCCCCCAAGGCCAAGGUGCAACUUCGGCUCUCCGUUCAACGUUUAAGAACUCUACAGCAGAAGAAGGAGGCUCAAGCAAAGGCGUCUCGUCGUGACAUUGCUUUUCUUCUAGAGAAAGGCAAGAUUGAAACGGCCCGCGUCAAGGUCGAGACCAUCAUCAAUGAAGAUAUCCAUGUGGAACUGUUAGAGUUGCUGGAACUCUACUGUGAAUUACUCCUGGCAAGAUUUGGCUUGCUUGACCAACUUACACGAGAACCAGAUCCAGGAGUUAGCGAAGGCGUUUGCGCCAUUAUCCAUGCUGCUCCUCGGACAGAACUCAAAGAGCUCCACAUUCUCCGUGAUAUUCUCAUGCACAAGUAUGGCCGUGAAUUCUCAGUUGCGGUGAUGGAGAACCGGGACGGUGUCGUUAGUGAUCGUGUGGUCCGGAAACUUUCAGUCGCCACACCCUCAACGGAUCUGGUCAAUGCAUACCUGGCUGAAAUUGCAAAGGCAUACGGCGUUGCAUGGUCAUCGCCGACUUUGCCAGGUGGAGAUGAUGCGGGAGGUGGGGAGAAGGGACCUGCAAUUGACGCAAGUACAACUGAGGUUUCUUCUAAAUCGGAAUCAGGAUCGGGAUUGAGCCUUCCUGAAAUUCCAACGGAUGAGAAGCCUUGGACUGUAAAGCCACCGACCUCCGACGCUAGGACAGCCAAUGAUUCGACAAGCCCUCCGGCUGCUGGAAAAGUCAAGGAUGAAUUUGAAGCCCUUGCUGACCGGUUUGCGGCUCUCAAAAAACGCUAGGAAGCAUGGACAUAUGUGUCGGCCCUGGAGCCUAUAAAUAGUCUUGAAUAGAAGUUUCAUCAUGGGUCUGAAAUCCCCUGGUCACCAACUAUCUUGCGGCGUCUCCGUUCGGGUCGACCAUUCUUGUGAGCGGUACGCAAGGUUUUAUGAUAAUCUCUGAGAAGUU
Molecule: messenger RNA, 981 nt
Organism: Laccaria bicolor S238N-H82
Lineage: Eukaryota; Fungi; Basidiomycota; Agaricomycetes; Agaricales; Hydnangiaceae
Exons: 9
Coding region: 21-815 (264 amino acids)
Biological process (GO): protein transport
Source: RefSeq, a predicted model, not a curated record